Oreochromis aureus is the source of this 1586-nucleotide messenger RNA. It is a transcript of the gene dapp1, whose product is annotated as dual adaptor of phosphotyrosine and 3-phosphoinositides. The transcript is spliced from 9 exons. Lineage: Eukaryota; Metazoa; Chordata; Actinopteri; Cichliformes; Cichlidae. The record is from RefSeq and is a predicted model, not a curated record. Bases 104 to 859 code for a protein of 251 amino acids.
UCCUGUAGGCGUGUCUGAUCUGAGCAGUUUUUACUUCUCUAUUUGGCCGCUCCGCUUGUUUAGACCAACACCGAACUUAGAUUAACUGAAAUCUGCUGGAGAGAUGAGUUCUUUCAGUGAUGAAUCUUUCGAGGACUUGAGUGACGAGCUUGCGAGUCUUGGGUGGUACCACUAUGACCUGUCCCGCCAUGCUGCAGAAGCCCUUCUCUUGUCCAAUGGGACGGAUGGAAGUUACCUCCUGAGAAACAGUAAUGAGGGACCAGGCUGCUUCGCCCUGUCUGUUAGGGCAAAGGAUUCAGUGAAGCAUUUUCAGGUGACACGAAAUAGCAAUGGCUAUGUGUUUGGUUUUAAUGAGUUUCCAACCCUUCAAGACUUUGUCAACCACUUUGCUAACCAACCUCUGCUGGGCAGUGAUGCAGGAACCCUCAUUGUUUUGAAGUGUCCGUAUCCAUGGCGUGUGGAGGAGCCGUCUAUUUAUGAAUCUGUACGAGUUCACACUGCCAUACAGACAGGACGCACAGAGAAUGAUCUGGUAGCAAAUGCACCAUCGCUGGGGACAAAGGAAGGCUUCCUGGUGAAGCAAGGAGCAAUUGUGAAGAACUGGAAGCAAAGGUGGUUCACACUCAACAGAUAUGAACUUAAAUACUUCAAAGACAAAAUGUGUGAGGAACCCAUUCGAACCUUAGAUUUGAGGUCCUGCUCUGCAGUCCAGUUUGACUACUCUCAGGAUAAAGUCAACUGUUUUUGUCUCGUGUUUCCAGAUCGAACAUUUUACCUUUGUGCUAAGACGGGUGUGGAGGCAGAUGAGUGGAUCAAGAUCCUGAGGUGGAAACUGUCCCAGAUAAGAAAAGGCAGAUGAUGGCUGUCACUGGAGAAUCAAGAUGGAAGGAAGACCCAACUGCACCGAAGGACUGAGAUCAACAGGAUGCACAAUAAUGAACAACAGGAAAAACAGAAGGAAAACAAUCACUGAGUUAAUUUGAAUUACAAUUUGAAUUGAAUUAGCUGGGCUGGAUAGCAAGGUGUAUCUAUAGAUUGUAUGGGUUAAUCAAACAGACAAAUACCUGCUAAUGGGUAACGCUAAAGAAAAUAAUAGAAUUUCACUCAUUCACUCAGAUAACUGAAUCUUGGAAGUUGUGUUCUUCAUAUCAGCAGUGUGGCUGUUCUCCACUGACAUCUACCAUCAACAAGACAUUUUCACCCACAGGACUGCCGCUCAGAAUAUGUUCUGUUUUUCUGAUCAUUAUCUGUAAUUCCUACAGACAGAUGUGAGAAAAACUCCCAGUAGAUCAGUAGUUCCUGAAAUACUUUGACCAGUCUGUGUGGCACCAUCAUCCAUACCACUUUUAGAGUCACUUUAACCAUUUUAUUCCUUAUUCCGAUUGAACUCGGCUUGAACUUCAGCAGGUUGCUUUGACCGUGUCUACAUGUCUGAAUGCAUUGAGUUGCUGUCUUGUGAUUGGCUGAGACAUUUGUGUUAACAAGCAAUUUAACUGGUGUACCUAAUAAGUGAGAGUUGAGUGAAUGAAUCAUAUUUGUUUAGUACAAUAAUUUAAUGUGAUAUAUUAAAACUACUUGAAAAGCCA